Molecule: messenger RNA, 3039 nt
Organism: Neofelis nebulosa (Clouded leopard)
Lineage: Eukaryota; Metazoa; Chordata; Mammalia; Carnivora; Felidae
Biological process (GO): linoleic acid metabolic process; lipid oxidation
Cellular component (GO): cytosol; plasma membrane
Molecular function (GO): arachidonate 12(S)-lipoxygenase activity; protein binding; arachidonate 15-lipoxygenase activity
Source: RefSeq, a predicted model, not a curated record
AUGUGGACCUGCGACAGCGGCUUCUCUAAGGAGGCCCCCGAGACCCAGACGUGGGGAGGCGGAGGGGCAGCCGACACUGCUGGGAUGGGAGCGGGCCGAUGGCACCUGCAGUACGGUGCUGGCCCCGAAGAGCCCGUGCGGGGAAAGCCCCACGGAGGCUUCAGGAGGGGACUUGAAGGGGAGUUCCCGACUCCUCCUCUUGCCCGGGAGCCUGGACAACCAAGCCACGGCCUCCGCCUGCCCAGCACCGUGGACACAGGUCUGGGUGUGGCUUUCUGGGGGUGGGGAGCGGCUGGACCUCGGAUCUAUUUAAUCGCGGGUCUCCCUCCCCCCAGGUGCCCUCCAGGUCCGGGCGCGACGGGCAAGUACGCUAUCCACGUGGUCACCAGGGACUCGCUCCUGGUGCGUUCCAGAAACCUGGUGCAGCUGUGGCUCGUGGGAGAACACGGGGAGGCCGACCUGGGCAAGAAGCUGUGGCCCGUGCGCAGUGAGGUCGGUGCGCAGCCCGCGGGGCACUGGGGACGGGAGUUCGAGGUCAGCGUCCCCUUGCACCUGGGGCGCCUCCUGCUGGCGAAGCUGCGCAAAAUCCUGCUGGAUGACGCCUGGUUCUGCGAACGGAUCUCGCGCGGCCCAGGGACCCAGGGCGAGCCCCGCUUCCCCUGCUGCCGCCGGGUGCGGGUGCGGGGCGACCAGGUCGUCUGCCUGCCCGAGGGCACCGGUGAGGGUGUGGGGGGCGGCGCGCGGGGCUGGAGGGGGUGGGGGUGGGGUCGCCGUGAUGCCGGAGAGGGGACGGGCGGAAGUGGGGGGCCGGCGCGGACCGGGUCCAGGGAGGCCUGUGCUCGUGCCCGUCCCCCAGCCCGGACCCUGAGCGACGACCACCAGGACUUCCUUAAGGCGCAGCGGGAGCAGGAACUCCAGGAGAGAAAGAAGGUGUACCGGUGGGGCUCCCGGAAAGACGGUUCAAUCCUGCCGGUGGCCGGGAGGACGCAGUGUGACCUCCCCAGGAAGGAGAGAUUCCUGGAGGGUAAGGAUUUCGACUUCAGGGUCUCCCCGGGGAAAGCACCAGCGCCCGGGGGAGGGUGGGCACCUGCUCCCCGGGACGCCAAGCAGGGGCCCUUCCUGGUCUCCUGGCACCGCCAUUCUUUCCGCAGGCUGGAGGGCUUGGCCUCAAGGGUUCCCUGGACCUCACACGUCCAGUUAAAUAGCGGAAGCCUUCAGAAGAGUAUCCCUGAGCGCAGGGACUCCCCUGGCUGGUCAGUUUCCGGAAAGUCCCCAGACCUGUGUGCACCUUUCCAACCCAGGGCUCUGAAAGAAGACGGGGAGACCGGAGGGAGGGGGUACGCUAGCGGAUCAGGAGCUCGGGGCUCCCCGCAGGCUUCCGGAGGGGUGUCUUUAGAGCGGGUUCGAAGUUCAGGGAAGGAGGACGCCUUCUUUGGGUACCAGCUCCUCAAGGGCACAAACCCCACGCUCCUGAGGCGCACCAGCCUCCCAGCGCGGCUGCUGGUGCCUCCGGGGUGGGAAGAGCCGAACCCCCAGCUGGAGGCCGAGUCCCGGUGCCCUCCCUGUGCUCACCCACAGCCCCGAGCCGCCGCCCCUCCCUCAGUUCGCCCACCAGCCUCUUUAAUCUAUACCCUCCUCCAUCUGCACUCAGGGUUUCUCCGAGGCCGCGGGGGUGUCCUGUUCGUUGCAGGGUCCGGGCACUCACUGCAGCCCCGGCUCGACGACCCCGCUGGAUCUCUGUCUGAAGCCGACUUCUCCCUGCCGGAUGGGGUCAAGCCGAACGACGUCUUAAGACAACAGGGUGUGGGGGCGCCUGGCUCCAGCCCGACCGAGACUCUUGCCCACCGUCGCCCAGCGAGUCUUUCACAGACACGGAUCUCCUUUAGGGGCUCCGACGCACAGGCCCCGAGCCCCCCACUCUCUCUCCUGCUCUGGCUUCAGCCACCGCGCCACGUGCCCCCGCCCCCACUGUUCCUGCCCUCCGGUCCCCGCGUGGCCUGGCUGCUGGCCAAGACCUGGGUCCGCGGCUCCCAUUUCCAGCUGUCCCAGCUACAGUCACACCUGCUGCGGGGACCCUUGAUGGCCAAGGUGACCUCUGUGGCCACAGUGAGGACCCUGCCCGGCCCGCACCCUACCUGCAAGCUAUUUCGGCAUCUUCUCCUGAUCCCCUGGCGCCACACCACGGACAUCAACAUCCUGGCCCGGGAGAGUCUUGUCUCCACAUGGGGGAUUUCUGGUCUGGGAUGGAGAGCCACGGGCAAAGAGGGAAGUCCCAAGGGUCGCUGGCUGACCCUGUCCUCCACGAAGGCCUCUCCCUGGUCGGCCCCGCACCUGAGUCGGUCUUCUCCUUCGAGGGGCCUGAGCAGGCCUACCGACCCGGAAUCUGACCCUGACCUCCCUGCCCCACCGGGAGUGGGGCCACGUGGACAUUCUCCUGAGGCCCACAGCUUGCCUGACCCACCGCUCUGCUCCCUCGGCCCUCCUGACGGCCUGGCCUGGCUGACGGCGGACUCUUCUCUCUGUGGCCGGACACCCUCGGGCUGUGGGGACUCGUCAGCCGGAGAGGGGGACCCAAAGGUGCGGGCCUGGUGCGGAGAGAUCACGGAGACCGGGCUACAGGGAGCCCCAGACCGGGGGUUCCCCGUCUCCUUAGACUCCCGGGCUCAGCUCUGCCACUUUGUCACCGUGUGUAUCUUCACACGCACCGGUCAGCAUGCUUCUGCCCACCUGGGCCAGCCGGACGGGUAUUGCUGGGUCCCUGAUGGCCCGCGCACCACGCGGAGGCCCCCGCCCGUCUCCAAGGACGGGACAGAGAAGGACACAGUGGUCUCCUUGCUCCACGCCCACUGGGCCCGUAAGCAGAGCACCUUCAUAGAGUUCCGAGGCGGAUGCCAGCCCGUCACAGUUGGAGGCAGAUGCCUGGGUCCCGGGGAGGACCGGCUUGGAGGGGUGGUGCCCUUGUGGCAUCGUGAGGAGCCCAAGAGAUGCAAUCUCUACCCACUGCCAACCGCUGGCAAAGAGAUUAUGGCAAAGAACUGA